AUGGCGGAAAAUCUACUUACCUCAAGUGCACCGGUUCCAGAUAAAGUACUGCGGGAUCUGGCCAGAAAUGUCGCGAAGGCUCUCCCUAACUUCGUAGAAAGAGACCCCACCAGUGGUGUGAAAGAAUUACACGCGAUUAUUUCUCCCGUAUUGGAAACGGCAGAUUUACCAGAUUUAGAAUCUAGCCAUCGGGCAGCUGCGUCGAACGCGCUGUGUGCGAUUAUUGAGAAAUGUCAAGCAACCGGCAUUGAUUACGUCCAUAAUGCUCUCUUAGACGAUUCUAUUUGGUUUCGAUUGUUCAACAUUUACCUUCAGAGAUCCGACGAUGCCAAAGGCAAGUCCAUGAGGCAGUUGCUCUUAGUUCUCGCGACUGUCGUGGCGAAAGAUCAGAGCAAUCGUGCAUUCCAGCUUCGGAAACAGGCUACAAUCACGUUUCUAGAUAUUAUUUGUCAGCGGCAAGACCGUCUCAAAGUCAAACCAGCUCUUCAAGGUCUCGCGCACUUCCUCCUCCGAGAUGUGGUCUCCAUUGCGCAACUCGUCGAAUUGUUCGGCGAUUUACAACAGCGUUAUUCGAUCGAGAAAACGAAUGUUGCAACCCCAAAAAGUAUUUUCAGGGCCUUUUUGGCAUGGAUAGUUCAUCACGAUACCGCGCUUUCAGCAGGCCAUCUGAUAAGGAACUUCCUUCUUCAAGCUCGUCGCCUACCUACAGCUGGGCCGCAAAGCCAUGACACCGCCUUCUUACCGUUGUGGAUUGAGCCAGUUGUGCAGACUCUACAAAAAUGGCCCGAUCGGAUACAGGAGUUCAAGACACACGUGUUUCCUCAUUGCUUUCUUCCCAAUAUCGACGAGUACAUACAUUUCCUAUCUUAUUUGCAUUUUGAUAAGCAUGUACAACCGAAAGGCACGCUACCUGAUCAACUAAGCGCGUCGAAUCCUCUUCCGAGUGGACUCAAUGAACCUGAAGAGUUCAAUAUCCUGCUGGCAGCAUUCGAAACCGGGAAAGAGUUAAGCAUAAUACGGGAUAUCGACCAUCGAACGUGCGAAAAUGUCGAAAUCCACGACGGGGCUGUUCAUAUACCGGACAUCGUUUUUGGUGGAUGGAUGUCACACCCCGAACCCGAAGUCCGACUCGCGGGAAUGUUCCUUUCAGUAUACUCAGCGUCUGUGACAAGACCCUUCACCGGCGGGGUUUUCAAGUCAUUACAGCGCAACCUCGUUCAUAUGCACACGGACACAGACGCCAACUUUCGUCGAGGAGUCCACGGGUGUACACAGAAACUCUUCGAUCGCUUGAGAGCCAGUACGGCCACUCUCGCUAAGGGAACAUCUAAGCGUAGCACUUCGAUUGAGAGCCGACUUCCUUUCCCCAAGAACUACUCCAGUUAUGGAACGCUGUCCAGAAAGAACUCGCGACAAGAUCCGCUCACCGAGGCUUUAGCUUUUGUAGUUUGGUACAUGCGAUUUCUGGAAUGGGAAAUGCGGUCAACUGCGUCUUAUCAAAGGCGUGUUACUGCAUUACGAACACUGACCAUCGUACUGCGUUCCGGGGUGGACUCUGGAGUGCCGCAAACUCACCUUUCCAAGUCAGCACAGGGGCAACUAAACUGGGCGCAUAGUCUUCAGAUCGCAAACCCAAAAUUGAUUCGGGUCCUGUUCGAUCUCAUCUUAGAUCCUUUCGACGACAUCAGGGAUUCAGCCAUAUCAGUCCUGCAACUGUGUUUGAUUGCUCUACCGCAGGCUCAAAAGGAUGCGGUGUUGGCAACAAUUCCUCGCUUCAUGUCUAGAGCGGAGACCGCCAUGCUCCGCACCGGCCGAGCUGAUCAGGCAGAUGGAGUCGCUCGAGCCUACGGCUUGAUUUUCUCAUUAGCCGGCGAAGGCCGGAUGGACUUGCACGGCACACAGCUUUCUUCCAAGCUGGCAGUUUUUGAGCAUCUGAAAAGACAGCUGGAUAGCACCCUCGAUAUAGCUCACAACAAUCUGUCUGAGGCUGUUAACGGUCGUCCUGUCCAUGGCAUCUAUGCUGCAUUCAGGUACAUCGUUGACCAACACGACUUCUACGCAGGCUUGUCAAGCGCCCCUACAGAAACGCUUGAAAUGUGGAAGCAGUUACAUAAAGAUGUUUUGGGGAGUAUCGAGUUGCUCUGGUCUUAUGUUUACCAUGUCCUCUGUGCCGACGCGCCAGAGGGCCUAAUUCCGGACGAAAUGGAGGAUGAGACUAGUCUCGAUACUAAGGAGAUCUUGAGCUAUUCGUGGAGAGGUCUCAAGGAAGCGAGUACACUUCUCCGGACUGUCAUUACCACAGGGCCAAUAGGUCAUGACGACGGCAGUAUCAUCACUCCUGAGCUAUUUGAGAAGCUUGGUCGACUUUGUUUCGUUCAACUACUGGAGCUUCGCCAUCGCGGUGCGUUCUCGACUGUCUCUCAAACAUUUGCAGCGUUUUGCCGCCGUUGCGUGUCGUCAAAUAUCCCUCUACUUCGUGCUCUACCAGAAACAUGGUAUCAGGAAACUCUUGAGUCUAUUCAAGAAAAGGCAGGCGCUAUCACUCGGAGAUCUGCAGGCAUCCCGGCGCUCAUGUCGGGCAUUUUGGCUGCGGAACCUCAAGUGGGAAGCAAGCUCUUCCCCCGCGCCAUGAGGGACCUCGUCACCGAAGCUUCGGUUGAAGCAAAGAGUGAAAAUAUUGAGGAAAGCCGUCUGCCUCAAGUUCAUGCCCUCAACUGCAUCAAAGAAAUCUUUACAACCUCGAAACUUAGUGUGGCUUCGGAGCCAUACAUCGGACAGGCCCUUGAACUUGCCGCAAAGACCCUCAACUCGAAUAUAUGGCCUAUCCGAAAUUGUAGCUUGAUGCUCUUCAAAGCAUUGAUCGAGAGACUGCUUGGUAGUGACGAAGCGCAAGACUGGAAAGAAAAUGAACGAACAAAGACGUCACGCUUCUCAUUCGACAACUACCCGAGCCUAGUAAAUAUCCUAUCUGAUCUUCUAGAUCCAAGUGGGCCUCUGAAGCAGUCAAUUGAAAGCACGCCCGACAGCAGUUCGCCGCUUGAUCUACACGGAGCCGAAGGAGUCUUUCCAGCCCUCCAGAUCCUACGACAAGCACGACCCCCGGAAGCUAAUCUUGGUUCGAUUCUAGCAUCUGUAGAAAAGAUUCUCGAAAGCCCACAUUGGCAUCUACGAGAUAUGGCAGCAAGGACAGUCGUAUCUUUGAAGUCUAUACCUGAGCUGUACAGCGCUGGAUUGUCGUUGCUUGGUAACCUGCCGAAGUCACACAAUAACCAACAUGGAAGGCUACUUGCGGUUAAAUUCAUGUUCAGGAAGCUAUUGCAGGAUCCUGCUCAACUCGCCUUGAAGGAUUUUGCCACCUUAAUGGAGGAGCUGAGUAACUUUGCCCAUCAAUGGUUCGUCGUGAGCAAUUGUCCUUUCAUCAGAUCUACCUUUCUCGAUAUUGUAGGUCUCUGUGGAAAGACCAUGCUCCAAAGGAAAGACACCCUCUCAAUAUUGCAUGCUUGGGAGGGGCUCACAGCGUCUAUUUCUAUAGGCCCACAAUACGCGCUCGGCUCCAGUCGCAAGAACGGCGAGGCGUUAUUCAGGGCGUCGUUGGCACAAGUGUUCUUCAUCGAUCGCAUCAUCGUCCGGGACCACUUCCUCAGCUUCAUGGUAUCAAAGGAACAUCAAAGCAUUGGCAACGCGCUGAUACUGCUCGCAACUGAGGACCCUGAUACCUGCUGCGCGGCUCUGGAGACUCUUGGAGCUGCCAUUCAGAUACGGCCUUCCAACGAGCUAACGUUACCGUGCACGCUCAUAUUAGCUCACAUACAUCGAAUUGUUCUGGACGCUACAGAUCUAGAGGUGAUCUCCAAAGCGCAAGCCGUGCUGACAGGCGGCAUCGCUGAUAAUCAUAUGAAGAGAGACUUUUUCUCCUUAGUCACCAAAGAGCAAGUCCUCAUCACCCUCGACAAACUGGAGAUCCAGUGCCUAGACGGGCCACCAUCCAACGCGCAGAGCGCCUUAUAUCUUUUGAGUUUCUUCCUCGACUUUGCCUUCCACGCCUACCAAGAUCAACGACGGCUAGUCCUCAAGUCUACCGCACGCUACAUCCGCCUUCUCCGCAUGACAAUUAUAGACACGAACCCUUUCGACACGCGAUUCGCAGCCGUGCAGUCCAUUCGCGCACUCGAGCACAUCUGGACCGCAAGCACGGCAUCCAAGUCCACUGGGCCACUCCUCCUCGGUCUGAGCUUUGUCUUAUACGACAUGCUCAACGACGACGACGACGAAAUAAGAGACGUUGCCGCCGUCGCCGUAACGGACCUCCUCCGUGCCCAGGGCUCCCCACAAGCUAAACACACGGUACCCAUCCUCACCACGCAUCGUCUCGCUACCUUCCUAUCUUCCACCCAAUUCACUACAUGCCGCAUACCCCUCAUCACCCAAUCUCUCCACCGCUUAACCUGUCCAUCCUCUUCCUUUUCUUCACAGAAUCCCCUUUUCUCUACUCCCUUCGCAGAACUCUUCGCCCAACACAGCAAACAAGACACAUCCCUCUUCGCAACAGAGAAGCAAAACCUCUACAAAGACGACGCCCUCGACGCGCUCUUCUGGACCCGCGUUCUGCGCUCCUUACCCUCGUUCCACGCUACCGCUGUUCCGCUCGCCCUGCACCAAGGCCUAGCAACCUGGGUCCUCGACGGUAUCGCGGUACUAACUCAGACUACAAAGGAGACGGAACGCGAUGGCGCGUUGGGAUGGGCGAGUAAAGCCGAAGUGUUCACGUUGGGCAUUCAGGUGAUCUGCGCGAGUGAGAUACUGUUGGCUUGGAGUGGUAGUAUUGAUUUGGAAGGGAAAGAGAGUGGGAUGGUGAGACGAGAGAUUUUGACGGCGCUGAGGGCAUUUGCGGAUAUGGGGGCUGUAGCGGAAGUGCAUGGCUUGUGGAUCGAGAGGAUUGAGCGGGUGUUGGAGAAGGAGGUCCUGGACGCGUUGCGGAGGGUGAAAGGGAGCUUGUUGACGGUGUAG
Messenger RNA from Cucurbitaria berberidis CBS 394.84, 5007 nucleotides. Its product is annotated as HEAT repeat protein-like protein. The transcript is spliced from 7 exons. Lineage: Eukaryota; Fungi; Ascomycota; Dothideomycetes; Pleosporales; Cucurbitariaceae. Gene Ontology annotation, cellular component: cytosol. The record is from RefSeq and is a predicted model, not a curated record. Bases 1 to 5007 code for a protein of 1668 amino acids. Gene Ontology annotation, biological process: tRNA methylation.